Molecule: messenger RNA, 2153 nt
Organism: Saccoglossus kowalevskii
Lineage: Eukaryota; Metazoa; Hemichordata; Enteropneusta; Harrimaniidae
Product: late secretory pathway protein AVL9 homolog
Cellular component (GO): cytoplasm
Source: RefSeq, a predicted model, not a curated record
AUGGCGGAAAAGUGUGAUCGGAUAGACCCCGUCCUUCAUGUUGUCGUAGUUGGAUUUCAUCACAAAAAAGGAUGCCAGGUUGACUAUUCGUAUCCGCCUCUUAUAGAAGGCUGUAAUACAGACAGUCAACAAGUGCCUGAGGAGUGGAAAUACUUGCCAUUCUUAGCAUUACCUGAUGGAGCACAUCAUUUUACUGAAGAUACUGUCUAUUUUCAUUUACCAGAUAAACAAAAUAAAAAUGUCACAGUAUAUGGGGUGUCAUAUUUCAGACAGAUUGAAUCUAAGAAUCUGUUAAAUAGAACAUCUGAUGUCACCCGGGGAACUGUUCUUAAGAGUGUGUGUAUUCUUAGUAAGUUACCUCUGUAUGGUUUAUUUCAAGCCAAACUUCAGUUGAUUACAUAUGCAUACUUCAAAGAAAGAGAUUUUUCAAAGACAGGAAUUCUCAAGGAACUUUUUGAGAAUCUGAAUCUGUCAAUAUCUAGCAGUUUGACCAACGAGCCAAGUCAGAUAUAUCUGGGACUGUCAGUCAGGGAUCUAAUCAUGCAUUUCAAACAUAAGAUAUUGGUCCUAUUCAAAUUGUUAUUGCUUGAAAGAAGAGUUCUUAUAUUUGGGUCACCAGUCAAGAAUCUCUGUAGUAUCAUUCUAUCAAUGGUGUCUCUGUUUCCAGGUAUGAUUGAAUCUGGUCUUUCAGAGUCUGUCAGUUAUGGACAUGGACGCAAGUUAUCGACAAACCUGAAGCUACAAGACUUUGGAAUCAACACUGAAGAGUACCUUGAUGUUCAGUUUUCACAUUUACCAAAUUAUUCGCAUAAACCUAAUAAAGUAUCUCCUAAUAAUCAGGAAAAGGAGGUUCUCAUUGAAACAUCAUCAAACGAAAAAAUAACAGCAGUGAAUAAUGAUUUAGCAAGUUCUGCCAAACCAGCAGAUAACCAGAGUAGAGUUGAUAAAGAAAUGCAGUCGCCACUUACAAUGCAACUAAAUGAAAAUCAUUUUGCAUUGCACAGCGAAACAAAGACUGGGGUUCAAAAUAACCUUAUUGAAAGUAACCCUGUUAAUAACAAGAUUCAUUCAAAAUAUGACAAUGUACAGUCUUUGCCAAAUGAGAAAAUAGACAAAUUUACUCACAAUAUAAAAGUGAACGAGCAAGAGAGGACAGAGGAGGAUGACUUACUUGAUUUGAUUGAUCAGGAACUCGCAGACGGGAAUGAUAGUAAAACAAAUGAGCAGGUCUUACAAGUGAUGGAUGAUACAGACGAGGAGGAAGAUUUUACAAUCAUACAUAGUCCCAGUAUGCCGCUCUUUAAAACGGAUGACUGUGGCUUUCCUCUUGCUCUAUUUACCAAGGGUUCAGUUUGUUAUCCGUACAUUGCAUUGCAACAACAUGAAGUCCUACAAGACAUUAAUGUGCGUAGUUUUCUGAUUGGUGCUACAAACUGUCUAUUCAAGCAGAAAAAGCAUUUACUGGAUGUUGUGAUCGAUAUUAUAACAUUGGAAGAAAACAAUAGGAUUGUUAUACAAGACAAUGAAUUGAGAAAGCAAUUAAACCUUAGUACCGCUGAUCUACGAUUUGCUGAUAUCCUGGUUAGAAAUGUGCUGGAUGAGAAAGAGAACGUCUUUCUGGAUCCAACAGGUUGGGAAGGCGGAGAAGAAUGGCUUCGACUACAGUUUAAACUUUAUUUACAAGCUUUAUUAGCUACUGUGCAAUUCUCGGAAAACGAGGAUGAUAAUCAUGAUUUUAAUCAUAGUUUUAUAAAUGCCUGGAAGACUACACACAAUUACAGAGUGUGGAAGUCAAUGAAUCAUUCUGGAAUUACUGAGGAACACUGCAAACAUCCAUGUCAUGGUAAUCUCAGUGUGGCUGAUAUGAAACUGAGGCUGAAAAGCACUGAGCAGGGUAGGAAAUUAAGCAAUGCCGUUACUAAGACUGGUACUGCUGUCAUGCACACUGGACGUAUGGUGGGCGGGGCAUUUAACACAGCAAAGUCUACUGUCUCUUCAUGGUUCUCUGGUCUGAUGGAGGAGAGAAAAAGCGAGACUGGCAGUGAAAGUGAGAGUGAAGAGAGCAGCUGAACAAACCAAACUGCUUAUGAGCAAUAAAGAUGUUGUGAACUAUUGUUGUAACAUUAUGUAUUUAGAAUUUUAGUGUGUGCUGG